Trichomonas vaginalis G3 is the source of this 441-nucleotide messenger RNA. RefSeq lists its product as uncharacterized. Lineage: Eukaryota; Parabasalia; Trichomonadida; Trichomonadidae. The record is from RefSeq and is a predicted model, not a curated record. The transcript has a single exon. The coding region runs from base 1 to 441 and encodes 146 amino acids.
AUGAGUUCUUCAUCAAGCUCUCGCGAACCUUCACCAUCUAUGAAACAAACUUUACCAAACGAUUAUGGAGCACCUAUUGAAUAUUUCUUACGAGCUGCACAAUGGCAAAGAGCAGUCUCACCAAGGUUAGGUGUUCCACCAGCUCCUGUCAAAAAUAGCAUUUGGUCAAGUCCCUAUAUAAGAUAUGGUCUCCCACUAGGUUUGCUAGCUACAGCAGGAGCAGUUAUGAUGUUGAAAAGAAAUAAAGCAAAUGUUGUAAAUAAUACUGAAGUAGCUGAAGUUAAACAAACUCCAACACCUUCACAAGCAAAACCUUCAAUGACUCCUGAACCUAUGGAAGUACAAACUCCUGUUCAAAAGUCAACUCCUAAACCGACUCCAACAUUUAAACCAGAACCUACUCCUCAAAUAAAUCGUAAAACUCCUGCGUUUCCUUACUAA